AGACCAAAUUCAACUUCCUUAAUCUAACGUGCCUACAACAACGUUCUACACCAUACACCACAGUAAAGCUCCAAUCUUGAAAACUGACCGUCAGUAACCUCUCUGUUAGAUCAGCUAAUCACCUCUAUUUAUAAUUCGACAUAUAUACCAUGGCAACCACCAAUUCUACAACCACCGCCACCAAGCCCAGAUUGGUAAUUUGCAUAGGAGACAUCCAUGGCUAUCUCUCAAAGCUUCAAAAUCUAUGGUCCAAUCUCCAAACAACAAUAAACCCACAAGAUUUCAACUCAGCCCUCGUAAUCUUUCUGGGUGAUUACUGUGACCGUGGUCCAGACACAAAAAAUGUUAUUGAUUUCUUAAUAAAGUUACCAUCUUUAUACCCAAAUCAAAAGCAUGUAUUUUUAUCCGGUAAUCACGACCUUGCUUUUGCUGCCUUUCUGGGACUGUUACCUGAGCCUGGAAACGGGGUGUCGUUUCAAGAAGGGUGGAAGGAGUAUUCAAGGAAUGAGGAUAGAGAGGGAUGGUAUAGAGGAGUUGGGUAUGAAAAUAUGUAUUUGCAGGGGAGGAGAUGGGCUGGGAGAAUUAAGGAUAGGUUUAAUGAGGCUAAAGGAACUGAAUAUAAGGGUUCUAUUUAUGAUGGUGCUCCCACUUUUGAAUCCUAUGGUGUUCCUCAUGGUUCUCCUGAUUUGAUGAAGGCCGUUUCUGAUGAACACAAAAAGUUUCUCGCCAAUCUCGUUUGGGUUCAUGAAGAGGAAGAUGUGUGCAUAGAGAAUGAAGAGGGAAUUACACAUUGUAGAUUGAUCGCUGUUCACGCUGGUUUAGAGAAAGGGAAAAACAUUGACGAGCAGCUGAAGAACCUAAAAGCCAAAGAUACUAAGGUGCCGAAGAUAGAGGCUCUUAGUGGGAGGAGAAGUGUGUGGGAUAUCCCAAAGGAUUUAACCGAGAAGCCAACCAUAGUAGUAAGUGGCCAUCAUGGGAAACUUCAUAUUGAAGGGCUUAGAUUGAUUAUUGAUGAAGGUGGGGGGCUAGAGAACAAUCCUGUUGCUGCAAUUGUGCUUCCUUCAAUGAAGCUUGUCCGCGACACUGACAAUUUGAAAUAAUAUUCGAUUUUAUGAUCGAUGGAUUAUAUAUAACGAAAGUAUCUUGAGGCUUUCCAGAUUUGGCCAUGGAUUUCAAUUCCUUAGUUACUAGCUCUGUUCAUGGAUUUUCUUGGUAAGCUGUUUGAGUAUAGAUUAAAUAAUGAUGUUCUUUUAUGUAAUUUCUGUAAAUUAUUUCAAGCAUAUGCAAUUACAAGGAAAUACCUUCUAACAA
Mercurialis annua (annual mercury) is the source of this 1311-nucleotide messenger RNA. RefSeq names its product tyrosine-protein phosphatase RLPH2-like. The transcript has 4 exons. The record is from RefSeq and is a predicted model, not a curated record. NCBI's taxonomy places the organism in Eukaryota, Viridiplantae, Streptophyta, Magnoliopsida, Malpighiales, Euphorbiaceae. The coding region runs from base 150 to 1100 and encodes 316 amino acids. Gene Ontology annotation, molecular function: hydrolase activity.